Molecule: messenger RNA, 5073 nt
Organism: Pungitius pungitius (ninespine stickleback)
Lineage: Eukaryota; Metazoa; Chordata; Actinopteri; Perciformes; Gasterosteidae
Gene: doc2g
Product: double C2-like domains, delta
Exons: 11
Coding region: 245-1540 (431 amino acids)
Biological process (GO): spontaneous neurotransmitter secretion; regulation of calcium ion-dependent exocytosis; exocytosis
Cellular component (GO): membrane; synapse
Source: RefSeq, a predicted model, not a curated record
AUACGUCACAACUACUGGAGGAGAGAAAGAGAGAGGGACGGAGGAGAGGAGAGGAGGAGAGCAGAGACACAGGGAGAGAAUGUGAGAGAGAGAGAGAGAGAGAGAGGGCGAGAGAGAAGGGGAUAUAUUGACUCAAAGCUGCUCUGCAUGCUCCUCAGUGUAUGAGAGACAGAGGACGUGAGAGCAGGCAAGAUGGAGUGCCGGCACAGAUGAAGACUGUCCCUGGUCUCGUUCGACAGUGCACAUGAGCGUCUCCAAGCCCCCACCGCCCCCCUCCACCUCCCACCUGGCUAUCCCCCCUUCCUCCACCUCCGCCCCUUCCUCGUCGGCGACGUCCCCCUCGGCGACGUCCCCCUCGGCGACGCCCCACCCCACCGGUCCGCCCCCUCCCUCGCCGGUCAAGAUCUCUAUGCAGGAGCACUUUGCCAUCAACGUGUGCCCGGGCCCAAUCCUCCCCAUCCCACAGAUCUCAGACUUCUUCCCCCGUUUCCACGACUACCCCUGCACGCCACCGCCUCCGAGGGAGAAGAAGAUCCUAAAGGAGGAGACUUUCAACGGGGAGACGGGUGUAGGAUACAAGGACGGGGAGAGAAGGUUGGACAACGACGGAGACAGAGAGGAGGCGGUGGACUCUGAUGAUGAGGACACCUACUUGGGAACGCUGGAGUUCACGCUGCUCUUUGAUCAGGAGAACAACUGUCUCCAUUGUACCAUUAACAAGGCAAAGGGACUGAAAGCCAUGGACUCCAAUGGACUGGCCGAUCCAUACGUCAAGCUUCAUCUUCUCCCUGGGGCAAGCAAGGCCAACAAGCUCCGCACAAAAACCCUGAAGAAUACGCUUAACCCAGUGUGGAACGAAACCCUGAUGUACCACGGCAUCACCGCAGCCGACAUGACCACCAAAACGCUCAGGCUGUGUGUGUGUGACAUGGACAGACUCGGACGAAAUGAAUUCAUUGGAGAGGUGAGAGUGGCUCUGAAGAAACUAAAAGAGGGCGAGAACAAACGCUAUAAUAUGGGCCUGGAGAGAAUUGCACAGAAUAAAGAUGCCAACAAUCCAACGGUGGAGCAGGGAGCGGUCGUAGCAGAGGAGGAGCGGGGACGCAUCCUGGUGUCACUGUGCUAUAACACAGAGAAGGGCUGCCUGCUGGUAGGAAUCAUACGCUGUGCCCAUCUGGCAGCCAUGGACUCCAACGGCUACUCUGACCCCUUCGUCAAAAUCAUGUUGCAGCCAGAUAUGGGGAAAAAGUCCAAAUACAAGACAACAGUGAAGAAAAAGACUCUCAAUCCAGAAUUUAAUGAGGAGUUUUCAUAUGAAGUUACCUUGGACCAGCUGGCAAAGAAAACCCUGGAGAUCUCUGUGUGGGACUACGACCUCGGAAUGAGCAACGACUUCAUAGGUGGAGUGGAGCUGGGCAUCAAUGCAAGCGGACAGAGACUCAGACACUGGUUUGACUGUCUCAAGAAUAAAGGGAAGAAAGUGGAGUACUGGCAUACGCUCACACAGCAAGGAGCCCCGAGCGGUGACAAACCCGACUAGAUUACACAAGACAUUCAUGCAUACAAACGCACGCACACACACACACACACACACACACAAAGACACACACAUUUGUCUCCCAGGACGAUGGAUGAUAACAGAGACUAAGUAAAGCAGUAAUAAGAGAAAAACAUGCAAUAAUAAUAAUGUUGAAAAUUAUCAUAUAACUCCAAUCAUUACUGCACCCACUAUUAGUAUAAUAUGAUAUUCAUACUAAUAUUAUUGAUAGUAAUAAGGUGUAAUCUGAUCACUUUUUUAAAAAGUUGAACCAAAAUGUGACGAUGUCCUCAUUGAAGUGACGUAACAAAACAAUUCUCACAAAAUUGUUCUCAAGACCUCACUGUAUUGUGGAAGUCGCUCGUAUUCUGUCAUUCAAAUUUACACCUAUGAAGAGAUUUGAGAUGAAUGUACUCAAAAUGAAUUCAGUAAAAGGCACUCAAAGUAUGUGCAAACUGGAGUAUCAUAAUGUGAUGUACUGUAUAGUUGCAGUAGAGGGAAUGUUAUGAAAGAGAUAUUCUAUAUUGAGAAGUUUUGACUUUAGUGGUUGUUGAUCUGAUGCAAAACAACACACCGUAUUACAAAGCACAAAAGGAUCCAUUUGGUGGAUUUGAACCUUUACCGUUUGUUUCAAUGUUCUUGUUCUUCUGUCUUUCAUUGUCUUUAAGUGACAGUGGCUUUCUCUCCACUCUCAUUUCGGACAUUUAUGUAUCAAUAUAUGUGUGUGACUGUAUGUGUGUGAAUGUGUGUGUGUGUGUGGGUGUGCAUGAGGGCUUUAAAAAUAUAAGUGCAUACAUUUUUUAUCUGUACUGUGUGUUUUUGUGUGAAUGUGUAUAUGUGUUCGUGUCAUGACUCAUUCAAAAUGUCUGAAUGCAACUUCAGAGCCACAGAGAUGUUAAUAAGAAAUAAUAAAAGCAAUGGGGGACUCUGGCAGCUCGAGGGGUCAAGGGUGAAAAAAAAACCAUAGGGACCAUAAGGACAGCAGCAUGCAGAAAGUUUUCAAGCAUGUUGGGCGACCUAUAUGACGCUGCAACAUGUCUUCUAAAUUUUAAGGACACCUUAAAGGGCGCUUCAACAUGUUUUCCCCACUGGAAGGGCACCAUAAAGGGCACCUUAUCAUAUUUUAUCUACCCUAGGGGUUUUUAAAGGGUACUUUUGCAUGGUUUUCCUUUCAUUUCAUGUUUUGGACAGGGGUCUCCAAGUGAAUAAAGGACAUGAAAGCUACAUUCAAGAGCGUUCCCCACCACAUCCCUCAGUGGUGUGAGUGCUCCUGGCUCGGGAAAAGUGCCGUCUCUCUUUUCCCAUUGCCGGAGAGUCGUGGAUCAACUUUAAGAAAAGAAUUUGUCUUGAUGCGUUACCUCUGGCUGAACAGAUAUUGCUCUCUUUGGAGGCGCUUUUUGCACCUUGGCUUCACUGCAGCUUUAUGAACUUAAUUUCAACAGGAUCGAGGAAGGUUUUCCUCAGUUUCUCCAGUUCAGUCCAUUCGGGGUGCCAUCUCACCGCCACAAGUUGCCGAUAUACUUUGAGUGCAUUCAGCAUCUUUGUCUCUCUCUCUCUCUCUCUGUCACACUCUGUCUCUAACACACACAUUAUGCUACUGUUGUUCAAACCAAGAAAUAUGUAAACAUGGUGACUGCACUUGAACCCGGCCAUGGCCAUUUUCUAAUGGUAGUUGGCCUCGUUGCGACGUGGCUUCUUUUUCUAGUUGUUUUCUUCAUCUACUACCUCCAGCGGUCUUACUUAAACCAUCAGCAAUAUCUCAUGCUGGCUGAAAUGUAUUUCAAUGUAGGAUAUCACAAUCUAAUGCAGAUGUUUUAGUACAGGCCGAUACUCAAAUAGAUCAUUUAUUUUGAAUCUCAUUAACAGAUUUCAUUAACCAAUACACGUAAUAAAGAAGCAAUAGCAAUAAGAAGUGAAUCCAAAUGGAAAGAAUAAAUGCUAUAAAUGCGAACCAAAAAGGUAUAGGCUGACACCUUAUCACCGACUCUCAUCUUUUGGUUUAUAAAUCUACUCAACGUCUAGGUUUUACUUCAAGCACGGUCAGGGAUGAUGCAACAUUUUCUCCCUGCAGCACUAAUGUAUGCAUUUGAAAAUGCCGGUAUCUGAUUGGUCCUGUAAUCUAAUUUAUGAGAAUAGGGCUGUCUCGAACCCUUAAGACAACAAUCUCAGAAGUUAUGCAAGGAAUGUGGCUGGAGUCUACGUCCACCAUUAGAGGGAAUCGUUGCUUUAUUCAAUGUUGCAUUCAUCCAAUUACUUCAGACCCAUUAGAUAUUGGGGCUACAGUGGCAUGUAUUUCAUCCAAUGGACAAGAGACACUGGGACUACCGUGUCCACGUCUUUGACAGAGGAUCACCUGCUGUUAGUAGAAUUGUCCUACAUUUUAACCCCAGGAGGUCAAAUGGAAGUUCACCCUGCAUGCGUGGUAGCCCGGGACAGUGUCUUGUUAUGCGUCUCAAAACACAUCUCACACAACAUCAGUGGUACAUAGCGGCUAGACUACCACUGAAUUGUGUAAAUGUCUGACAGGAUAUCAAAUGUACUCUCCCCUGUUCCUCUUUCUCUGCAGCUCCUGCUGUACACUAGUUCACAUUAGCACCCCCACAGUCGGCCACUGGCCUGCAGGAGUUUUUCUAACUGUUUAAUCGAUCCGGCUGCUCAUAUUCUUGGUGUCCUUCAACAACCUUGUGAAUGUCUCAUCGUUGACUGCAAAAAAAAAAAAAUGGAUCCUUCAGUGGUGAAUUAGGUUUAGAGUAAACAAGGGCUUGGCCAUAAUCGAAGCUUUGAACUACACCUUGUGGUGUAACAGAAGGAUAAACAUAUUUUCUGUUCGCUCUUUAAUGACUAAUGGCGGGAUUUAUUCAGUACUUUCUCUAUGCACAUCAAAACUCCCAGCGCGUUGGCAGUGAGAUAAUAAAACCAAAACAACAUUAUUAUGUUAUCAAGGCAUCAAAGAUGCAUUUCUGGGAAUACUCAGUACUUUGAUUGGGUCUAGGCUGGGUGACAGCGAUCUAAUAGAGGUCACAUUUCAGGCUGGUUGCUUAUUCCUGUCUCUGGAUCUGCUGGUUUUGUUUACAGUCACCGAAUUUAAUGACUCUUGUCUAUUGACCCCGCUUUGCUUAUGUAAUCAUUUUACCUGCAAUACAGCUGCAUGUUUAGCAAUCACUAUCAGCAUGUAUACUAGAGUGCAACCAUGGCUGAUCAUUCGGAAUGCUGAUGUGUUUACAGUCUAUGCCAUCAGUGUGUUUUGGGUUUUAUUUGUGAAUACAAUGAUUCAGGGUAUUUUUUGCUCAGUUGCCGUUCUUUACCAAGCAAGCUAUUGCUUUAAGAAACAAAACCUUUACUAACACAGAUUUUGACACUUCGUCUUCCUUAAAUUGAUUACAGCUGUAAUGAUACAGGGGGGCAUGGCCAAUUGAGAUGGGGAAUUCACUACUGCAGUCCCUGUGUAUUCACUGUCAAUGUCAAUCACACAGUAUGGCUGCCAUCCUGUGGUGGGUUUGUGUAACUACUUCACCAAAUAAAUUGAAGUUGUUUCA